This is a messenger RNA of Gorilla gorilla gorilla (western lowland gorilla), 5566 nucleotides long. Its product is annotated as serine/threonine-protein kinase SMG1-like. The transcript has 17 exons. Gene Ontology annotation, molecular function: protein serine/threonine kinase activity. The record is from RefSeq and is a predicted model, not a curated record. Bases 1362 to 3815 code for a protein of 817 amino acids. Lineage: Eukaryota; Metazoa; Chordata; Mammalia; Primates; Hominidae. Gene Ontology annotation, biological process: telomere maintenance; phosphorylation; DNA repair. Gene Ontology annotation, cellular component: chromosome; nucleus.
UUUUUUUAAGUAAUUCGACGUGGCCCUGCUCUUGAUUUGUAUUUAUUGUUUAUGGUUUGUGUAUUUCUUCUUCCUAUUGGACCACACAGAGUUGAAAAACAUUAUUUUUAAUAGAAAAUAAUAGGUGUAGGCUGGGCACGGUUGCUGACACCUGUAAACCCAGCACUCUGGGAGGCCAAGUCAGGCUGAUCACCUGUGGUCAGGAGUUUGAGACCAGCCCGGCCAACAUGGUGAAAGCUCGCCUCUACUAAAAAUAGAAAAAUUAGCCAGGGGUGGUGGUGCACACCUGUAAUCCUAGCUACUUUGGAGGCUGAGGUAGGAGAAUUGCUUGAACCCAGGAAGUGGAGGUUGCAGUGAGCUGAGAUCACACCACCGCACUCCAACCUGGGCUACAGAACCAGACUCUGUCUCAAAAGAAAAAAGAAAGAAAGAAAGAAAGAAAUGGAUGUAAUUAGGGAAUAAAGUUUUUAGGAGGAAGAAGGUAAAAUUUGAUGUUUGCGCUUCAAUGUGCUCCGUGUUGUUUGAUUGGAUUGCCUUGUAUAAUUCCAUAGCUGCUUCACUUAUUACCAGUUACAGCUUAUGUUUGAAGUCACAAUAAACUCUUCUUCAAACAUGAAAGCUUGAUUUUUGAGGAAAAUUAUUCACAUUAUUUACAGAUUCAAAGAUGUUUAUGUCUUGUACUCUAGAAAUAAGGAGAAAGUGGGUGGGGAUGGGGCAGUCAGGUGGAAUGGAGUGUCUUGGCAGUGUAAAGGAAAAAGAUGGAUGGAAAAGGUGUAGGGUGGCAGGGUGUGCCUUUGUUUCCUUAUUGAACAGGGCACCUUGCCAUUUGCAGUAUAUGGAAAAUUGAGGAAAUACAGUCUACUUCCGCAAAAGGCACAUACAAAGGGCUCUGUUUAGACCAGAGAUCAGCAAACUAUGGUCUGUGGGCCAAAUACAGCCCAGCACCUGUUUUUUGUCUGUUAUUUUAAGUGUAUAAUUCACUGAUUUUUACUAUAUUCACAGAAGCGUACAACCAUCACAACACUAGUGCCUGUUUUUGUAAAGAAAGUUCUCGUUGGGCUGGGCGCAGUGGUUCACGCCUGUAAUCCCUCGGGAGACUGAGACAGGCAGAUCACCCAAGCUCAGGAGUUCAAGACCAGCCUGGCCAACAUGGUGAAACCCUAUCUCUACUAAAAAAAUACAAAAGUUAGCAGGGCGUGGUGAUGGGCACCUAUAAUCUCAGCUACUUGGGAGACUGAGGCAGGGGGAAUUGCUUGAACCCCGGAGGUAGAGGUUGCAGUGAGCUGAGAUUGCCCCAUUGCACUCCAGCCUGGGCAACAGAGCGAGAGACUCCGACUCAAGAAAGUUUUCUUGGAACACAGAUGUGGGCGCUAUCUCCAACUGUCUUUGCACUUCUGAGUAAGAAUCUGAUGAUUGUGCACAGUGACCUGGCUGUUCACUUCCCUGCCAUUCAGUAUGCUGUGCUCUACACAUUGUAUCCUCAUUGUACCAGGCAUGAUCACUUUAUCUCUAGUAGCCUCAGUUCUUCCUCUCCUUCUUUGUUUGAUGGAGCUGUGAUUGGCAGUGUAACUAUGGCCACAAAGAAACAUUUCUCAAUUAUAUUAAAUCUUCUGGGAAUAUUACUUAAGAAAGAUAACCAGGACACGAGGAAACUGUUAAUGACUUGGGCUUUGGAAGUAGCUGUUGUAAUGAAGAAGUCCGAAACAUAUGCACCUUUGUUCUGUCUUCCGUCUUUCCAUAAAUUUUGCAAAGGCCUUUUAGCCAACACUCUCGUUGAAGAUGUGAAUAUCUGUCUGCAGGCAUGCAGCAGUCUACAUGCUCUAUCCUCUUCCUUGCCAGAUGAUCUUUUACAGAGAUGUGUUGAUGUUUGCCGUGUUCAACUAGUGCACCGUGGAACUUGUAUUCGACAAGCAUUUGGAAAACUGUUGAAAUCAAUUCCUUUAGAUGUUGUCCUAAGCGAUAACAAUCACACAGAAAUUCAAGAAAUUUCUUUAGCAUUAAGAAGUCACAUGAGUAAAGCACCAAGUAAUACAUUCCACCCCCAAGAUUUCUCUGAUGUUAUUAGUUUUGUUUUGUAUGGGAACUCUCAUAGAACAGGGAAGGACAAUUGGUUGGAAAGACUGUUCUAUAGCUGCCAGAGACUGGAUAAGCGUGACCAGUCAGCAAUUCCAUGCAAUCUCCUGAAGACAGAUGCUAUCUUUUGGCAGUGGGCCAUAUGGGAAGCUGCACAAUUCACUGUUCUUUCUAAGCUGAGAACCCCACUGGGCAGAGCUCAAGACACCUUCCAGACAAUUGAAGGUAUCAUUCGAAGUCUCGCAGCUCACACAUUAAACCCUGAUCAGGAUGUUAGUCAGUGGACAACUGCAGACAGUGAUGAAGGCCAUGGUAACAACCAACUUAGACUUGUUCUUCUUCUGCAGUAUCUGGAAAAUCUGGAGAAAUUAAUGUAUAAUGCAUACGAGGGGUGUGCUAAUGCAUUAACUUCACCUCCCAAGGUCAUUAGAACUUUUUUCUAUACCAAUCGCCAAACUUGUCAGGACUGGCUAACGCGGAUUCGACUCUCCAUCAUGACGGUGGGAUUGUUGGCAGGCCAGCCUGCAGUGACAGUGAGACAUGGCUUUGACUUGCUUACAGAGAUGAAAACAACCAGCCUAUCUCAGGGGAAUGAAUUGGAAGUAACCAUUAUGAUGGUGGUAGAAGCACUAUGUGAACUUCAUUGUCCUGAAGCUAUACAGGGAAUUGCUGUCUGGUCAUCAUCUAUUGUUGGAAAAAAUCUUCUGUGGAUUAACUCAGUGGCUCAACAGGCUGAAGGGAGGUUUGAAAAGGCCUCUGUGGAGUACCAGGAACACCUGUGUGCCAUGAGAGGUGUUGAUUGCUGCAUCUCCAGCUUUGACAAAUCAGUGCUCACCUUAGCCAAUGCUGGGUGUAAGAGUGCCAGCCUGAAACAUUGUCUGAGUGGUGAAUCCAGAAAAACUGUGCUGUCCAAACCGACUGACUCUUCCCCUGAGGUUAUAAAUUAUUUAGGAAACAAAGCAUGUGAGUGCUACAUCUCAACUGCCGAUUGGGCUGCUGUGCAGGAAUGGCAGAACGCUAUCCAUGACUUGAAAAAGAGUACCAGUAGCACUUCCCUCAACCUGAAAGCUGACUUCAACUAUAUAAAAUCAUUAAGCAGCUUUGAGUCUGGAAAAUUUGUUGAAUGUACCGAGCAAUUAGAAUUGUUACCAGGAGAAAAUAUCAAUCUACUUGCUGGAGGAUCAAAAGAAAAAAUAGACAUGAAAAAACUGCUUCGUAACAUGUUAAGUCCAGAUCCAAGGGAACCUCAGAAAUCCAUUGAAGUUCAAUUGUUAAGAAGUUCUGUUUGUUUGGCAACUGCUUUAAACCCGAUAGAACAAGAUCAGAAGUGGCAGUCUAUAACUGAAAAUGUGGUAAAGUACUUGAAGCAAACAUCCCGCGUCGCUGUUGGACCUCUGAGACUUUCUACUUUAACAGUUUCACAGUCUUUGCCAGUUCUAAGUACCUUGCAGCUGUAUUGCUCAUCUGCUUUGGAGAACACAGUUUCUAACAGACUUUCAACAGAGGACUUUCUUAUUCCACUCUUCGGCGAAGCUUUACGUUCAUGUAAACAGCAUGACGUGAGGUCAUGGAUGCAGGCAUUAAGGUAUACUGUGUACCAGAAUCAGUUGUUGGAGAAAAUUAAAGUUAAGUGGUUUUCCUUUUUUUUUUGUAAGAGAAAAUUAAAGGUGGUUUUUUUUUUUAAUUUUGCUUUAUUGAGGUUUAUAUUACACAUUCUAAGUGUAUGGUUUGAUGAGUUCUAACAUGUCUUCACUUGUGUGACCACCAAUAGGAUCGAGAUACAGAACAGCGUCUUACCCCAGAAGGUUCCCUUGGGAUCAUCUCCUCAUUUGCCCCUGUCAGCAGUUACUGAUUUGCUUUCUGUCACUGUGGAUUAGACUUGUCUUUACUAAAGUUUCAUGUACGUGAAAUCAUAACGACAUGUUCUCUUGUGUUUGGCUUCUCUUGCUCAGCAUGAUAUUUUUAAGGUUCACCCAUAUUGCAUGUAUCAGGAAUACAAUCCUUUUUAUUAUUGAGUAGUGUUCUAUUGUAUGUAUAUACCACAGUUUAUUUCUCCCUUCAUCCUUUGCUAGAUUUUGGGGUUUUUUCACAUUGCGCUCUUCAGUAUAAACCUGCUCUCAACAUUCAUGUGCAAGUCUUUGAGUGGACAUAUAUUUGCGUUUCUCUUGAGUGAAUGCACCUUGUUGGGUCACGUGGCUUAACUGAAAAAAAUUUUAAUCACUGUGGUGCAUAUGUAGUGAUUAUUAGUGAUGAUCUCAUAAUUUUAUUUUCUUGAUGAUUAAUGAUGUUGAGUGUAUUUCAUUUGUAUUUUAGUUUGCAAAUGUUUGUUCAAAUUCUUCACCCGUUUUUAAUGAAGACGUAAGACUUAUUUUUGUGUUCUGAACGUAAGUUCUUUGUCACACAAAAUGUGCUAUGAAUGUUGAGUUUUAAAUACUCCAAAUGAAUGGCUAGAGAAUUACUAUUUGUAGAAAUAUUUAUAUGUCAAAGGGAUGCUAACAAUUUACUUUAUUGCUCUAAAAUAGAAAAGUUGCCAGAAUGCUGUGGAGUUUUAGUGGAAAACAUGAUAGCUGGUGUUACUGAGUAAAUUUGAGUAUUAAAUGUCAGUGUAAGCUAACGGCCAAGAUAGGGACCACUGCAGGGUGGUUACUUGCAGCUAUGACUCAGCUGGUCCUUCACUGCCAAACAUACCUGGGGUUGGAUCAUUGGCCUGACGUUUGCAAAUUGAGGAACCUUAGGGCAAAUCAGUGAACUUCUGAACUGCCUUCGUCUUCAGUUAUAUGGGGAUUUCCCCACUUUUGAGAUACUUGUAAGGAUUAUAUGAGAUGAAGAGAUGAGACAAGGUAUAUAAAAGUCCUAGCACAGAGCGUGUCAUAUAAUAUGGCUUCACAAGUACCCUCAUCUCCUUUCCAGUCGUUUUUUGUUUUUGUUUUUGUUUUUGUUUUUGUUUUUGUUUUUGAGACCAUCUCACUCUGUUGCCCAGGCUGGAGUGCCUCUUCAUUUUUAUUUCUUUAUUCAGCAAGUAUUGAUCAAAUGUGCUUUGUACCAGGUUCUGAGCUCUACGUUGGGAUAUAAUGGUGAUCAAGGAGAUUGUAGAUUCUGGCAGGGAAAACUUGACAUCAAACACGGUGACCCGACAUAGUGAGACCCUGUCUCUACUAGAAGAUUUUUAAAAAUCACCUAGGUGUGGGCCGGGCACGGUGGCUAACGCCUGUAAUCCCAGCACUUUGAGAUGCUGAGGCGGGUGGAUCAUGAGGUCAGGAGAUCGAGACCAUCCUGGAUAACACGGAGAAACCCCGUCUCUACUAAAAAUACAAAAAAAUUAGCUGGGCGUGGGGGCGGGCAUCUGUAGUCCCAAUUACUCGGGAGGCUGCCGCAGGAGAAUGGCAUGAACCCGGGAGGCGGAUCUUGCAUUGAGCCAAGAUCACGCCACUGCACUCCAGCCUGGGCGACAGAAUGAGACUCCAUCUCAAAAAAAAAAAAAAAAAAAAAGAAA